AUGGAAGGUAUUGCAGCAGCUCCGGAUUGGACCCAAUGGAUGCAGUGGGACGGGGACGGGGACGAACAGCAACCAGGCACCUAUCAAUCGGAUGUCUCAGCAUCAACGGACGUUACUCUCACUUCUACAGCGUUCGCCAAAAUUCACCCGUCUCAAGCAGUGUCGCCAUCGUCGACGGCAGGUAGCGAUCUCCAACCGUUUCUCUCGAUUCUCUCGAUACCCAAAGCCUCCAGCGACGGGAAUCCUCAAAGCAAUGGACUUCCUACUCCCAGCCAUAGUUCCAGCUCACCCGAAACCCUCCAUAUACCAGAACCGCGGUUAAGUGGAGAGACAUUAAGGAGCACAUCGUCAUCAGAGCUUUCUCGUCUACACCUCAAGCGAAAGUCUUCUCAUGAGCAGGGACCAGUCCCCUCCAUCGCCGCCACCAAUGACCAACAAAAGCCGGCAAACAAGAAGCGACCCCACAACGUAAUUGAGAAGCGUUAUCGAGCCAAUCUAAACGACAAGAUAGCGGAGCUGAGACAAAGUGUACCAAGUCUGCGUAUUUCAGCAACAAAAGGGAUCAAGGACGGCGAAGAUGUCGAGCAUGAUGCGGAGGACCCAUCUGGAUCAACGAAGCUCAACAAGGCCUCCAUCCUGUCCAAAGCUGUGGAAUAUAUUCGCCAUCUGGAGAUACGGAACAAGAGGUUAGACGAUGAGAACGUAGCUUUGAAGCAGAGACUGCUAAAGCUUGAAAGAGUCCUUGCUUCAGAUGGAAACAAUGGCGAUGAGCGUGCCGUUGCUUUUACCAGCAAAUCUUCCGUCGAGGUGGUAGACCAGGAGACUGGAAAAUGCUCUGACCAGACGCGAAGAGCAACAGAACAUCCACCUCAAGGGCUUAUACCAGUACCAGAAAGUAUGAAGAAGCUUCGCCAGAAUCAGCCUCAGGAACAUUAUGGUGCUAUAUAUGACGCUCCACAAGAAGGCCAUAAAGGUGGUCGGCGAUGGCCUGCCAAGUUCAUGAUAGGAUCUCUCGCCGGUCUCAUGAUCGUGGACGGUCUAAGCGAAAGCCAGGACGGCUCUGACUCCAAAGCCAAAGGCUUAUUCGGCAUACCACUCGAGUUCAUGGAUGGUUGGUGGUUUCUGCGAUCUCCUAAAGCCUUUAUCGCAGCCUUCAUGCAAUAUUGCCGCGCUGGAGGCGUCAUCCCUCUUAUAAAAGGGUUUCUAGCUCUGAGCCUGCUGGCUUUAAUCGUCUUCACAUACUUGUUCAACUCGAAACCUGCUGAGGCUGAACAAGCCGAAAGGCCAUCCAAGCUUCGAAAGGUUCCGUCAUUAGCGUCACCCAUUGAGGUCCGCCGACAGGCUUGGUUGACCAGCAUACAGACACUCGGGCUUCCUCAUCACAGCUUCUUUCCAGAGUGGUUCGCCGUGACCAUCGAGUGGCUCAAGUACACCGUUCGUCUCGUGGUAGGGUUCCAGACGUAUGCAUGGAUCACAGGUAGAAUAGAAGAGGAUGAAUUGGCUCGAGUGAAAGCAUGGGAUAUUGCUGUUGAUGCUCAGCUCGCUGGAGGAGACCCAGAGAUCAGCAGGAGUCGAUUGGUCCUAAGCAUAUUUGCCUCGGGUACGCUACCACAGACCCCUACAAGAUUAAUGCUGAAGGCCCUACACUGUCGUGUGGUGCUCUGGAGAGUGGGCCAAGAUGGAGGAGUGGUCUCACGUACAAGCAACAAGAUCGCUGUCUUCCUGGCUCAUCGGCAAUGGCGAAGAGCUCAACGUCUCGCCGCAGAUACGAACGUGAAGGACGAAAACGCAUUGCCGACACAUCUUGCUGAACUACUAAGUCUCGAUUGUGGGGAUGUAAUGCUGGACGCUGUCCUACAACGUGCAUACAACCUCAUGUAUGAUCGGUCCAUUGACGAAGUUAGCCAUGGCAGCAACAGCCUAAUGGACGUCGUCGUCGAGGACCACGCCAUCAGAUCUCCACUGGACGCAAUCGCCGCUUGGUGGUCAUGUCAGAAGUUACAUCAGGCCCUCAUCCUUUCGUUAUCCGACGACGAAAAAGACCAGGCUCUAUUCAAAUCAACUCUAGACCUUGCAUUGACAAUCGCACCUCCUCUUUCUGCAGCACAUACCCGUGCGCUCGCCGUCAAAGCCGUCUUCAUCGAACAAGACCGCGCCUCAAAUGCACAGAAAGUCCUAUCCGCUCUUCCCCGCUCCUCCCCCACCACAUCUCAUCGAUCAACCAGCGGAAAUCCCCUUCCAGUCUUCAUCGACUCGUCCAUGCCUCUCUCCGCAUGUUCAGAAGUCGCCACCGUCCUCGACUGCGCCUCCAUUAUGAUCGCCUUACGUAAUCGUUGCACGACUACCGCUUCCGCAAGCAGGGAGUGUACGGUGGUGGGUCUCUUCGCCGUUUUACAUAUCGAUCCCGAGAAAACGAGCCUGCUAAGCUUCGCACCCGCGUAUCAUGUGCUUUUGCAGUCGUUGAGGAACGAUGAUCCGGGUUCUGGCGUCAGGUGGUUGGCGCAGACGGCUAGAAACCUCGCAGUUUGGGCGCGAGCUCACCCCGGAUCUACCGCUACUGAAUCGUCCUCCGCUGGGAUAGUCCGGAGGCUGGAUCUGCUGUGCAACGAACUCGAGGCGGGUCAGGCGCAUGAGGUUGAGCAUGUGCGUGUGCACCGCUACACGCGUGGCCACGGACCAACACGCCGAUACAGCAGCGUCAGCAACGAUACCGGUUAUGGCAGUCUAGGCGACGCUGAAGUCGACGGCACGUCUUGA
Messenger RNA from Endocarpon pusillum Z07020, 2757 nucleotides. RefSeq lists its product as uncharacterized. The coding region runs from base 1 to 2757 and encodes 918 amino acids. Lineage: Eukaryota; Fungi; Ascomycota; Eurotiomycetes; Verrucariales; Verrucariaceae. The record is from RefSeq and is a predicted model, not a curated record. The transcript has a single exon. Gene Ontology annotation, biological process: SREBP signaling pathway; positive regulation of transcription by RNA polymerase II. Gene Ontology annotation, molecular function: protein dimerization activity.